AUGCUCUAUGGACGACCAGAAGCAAUCGUGCAGGCGGUUAUCAAGAAGAUACGAUCAUUGCCGUCGCCGAGCAUCGAGAAGUUGGAGACAGUGGUGAACUUUGCGCUGACAGUUGAGAAUUUGGUCGCUACCAUUCAAGCGUGUGAGGUUAGCGACUUCGUCUACAAUGCAUCGCUCCGAUACGAGUUAGUAGGGAGGCUGCCACCAACGUUGAAGCUGAGCUGGGCCAGGUUCUCAAGGAAUAACCCUACACCCAACCUAUUGGAUUUCAGUACGUGGCUGUACGAGACAGCAGAGGAUGCAAGUGCGGUCGUAGAUACCGUAUACAGCGAUCAACGGUUUCGCGGUACUAAGCGGGAUGGUUCGUUGAAUGUUCACUCGGAAAUAGACUCUAAGGAUUCGAAAACAGCCAACUCUCCACAGAAACCAACCAUCGUUGACAUCAAGAAGUGCGUGUCGUGCAAAGGGGAUUGUACGAUGCUGGCCGAAUGCAAACAGUUCGUGGCCUUAAGCUACGAUUCGAAGUGGGCGACAGUAAGAACUUACAAACUUUGUCGCAAAUGCCUACGUAAGCACAACGGGUCAUGUAAACAAGAAAAACCAUGCGGAAAGAACGGCUGUACAUAUCUGCACCAUCCUCUGCUUCACGGUUACGAAAACUCUAGAUCUGGCGAAUCUCCUACAGCAGCCGCCGUUUACGAGAAAAGCUGCAACGUGCACCAAGUGCAGUCGGAGAUCUUGUUCAGAGUAGUACCGGUCACUUUAUACGGUCCAUCGAAGGCAAUUCGAACCUACGCAUUCCUGGACGACGGCUCAGAACUCAUGCUUCUAGAACAGAGUUUAGCAGACGAGCUCGGGUUGAAGGGACCAAAGAAUCCACUGUGCCUGAAGUGGACAGGCGAAACCACCAAGAUCGAAAACAAAUCACAAAACGUUAAUCUUCAAAUCUCCAGCGUAACGAACCCGAUCAAAAGGUAUGACCUAUCCAGUGUGCGAACGAUUGGAAACUUACAGAUCCGACCACAGACUCUGCUUACCGCGGAGUUGAAGCAGAGAUACCAGCACCUCAUGGGACUACCGAUUGAGUCGUAUAACGAGGCCAAUCCGCGAAUCCUAAUCGGUCUGGAUAAUGCCAGUCUCGGAUAUGCAAUGAAGAGUCGCGAAGGACAGUUAAAUGAGCCGAUUGCAAUCAAAACACGUCUCGGCUGGAUUGUUUUCGGCAGUUGUGUGGGAGAGAAGAAUGCAGGGCACUACGUAAACUAUCAUGCGCUACAGAUUUGCCAGUGCAACAGAGAGACCGGUGAAGAUCUUCACGAACUCGUCAAAGGUUUUUUUGCCCUCGACAGCUUGGGAAUUUCUAAGCAAAGUAAACUACUUCUGUCACACGAGGAACAACGAGCACAGUCAAUGCUGGAAUCACUCACUCGGCCCGUAGACAGCCGUUUCGAAUCCGGGCUUCUAUGGAAGUACGAUUCGGUCCGACUUCCGGAUAGUGCAGCGAUGGCACUGCGAAGAUGGCGAUGCCUAGAUAACCGCAUGAAGAAGGAUCCACUUCUAGCGGGCGAAUUGAACGCGAAAAUCCAGGAUCAUAUCAACAAAGGCUACAUUCGCAAGUUGUCCGCGGACGAGCUGGAAGUAAACCGCGCACGAGUUUGGUACCUUCCGAUAUUUCCAAUCGUCAAUCCGAACAAGCCGGGCAAAACGAGACUCGUAUGGGAUGCAGCUGCCACCGCCUUUGGAAUUUCACUCCACUCAGUUCUGUUAAAAGACCCAGACCAACUGACAUCUCUUCUAUCUGUUCUGAUCCAGUUCCGGGAGUUUCGGACAGCGGUAUGCGGCGACAUCCGUGAGAUGUACCACCAAGUAAGGAUGCGGGAGGACGACCAUCAUUGCCAACGCUUCUUCUGGAAGGCCUGCGAGACAGAUAUCGACCCUAGCGUCUACGUAGUGCAGAACACAGCAGUUCACGCAAUCGUAAAGCAACACUACGUUGACGAUAUGCUUCUGAGUGUGGAAUCUGAGGAGGAAGCAAUACAAGUGGUUCGAGAAGUACAGACAGUGCACAGGUCAGCAGGCUUCGAAAUGCGGAACUGGAUCUCCAACUCACCCAGAGUUGUGGCAGCUAUGAAACAGGCUCCGAUGAGAAAAGUCUCAGUAUCGGCGACAAACACGUGUCAGAACGGGUUCUCGGAAUGUGGUGGAACACCUCAACAGACUGCUUCACAUAUAAAAUGUCACCGCGGACUCAUAGCACACUUCCUAAUGCAACUAAAAUCCUUGCUGCAAGAAAUCUGGAGAACUUCAGUCGGCUGUGAUGACCCCAUCGAUGAGUCGUUGUUUCAAAAGUGGUUGGCAUGGCUGACAGUGUUGCCGCAGGUAUCGUCUAUCGAAAUACCUCGAUGCUACCGAACACUCACAUCCGCGACGGACGGAACGGUGGUACAACUGCACACGUUCGUCGACGCAAGCGAGAACGUCUUUGCAGCUGCAGUGUAUUUGCGUUUUCAGGAAGGAGAAACCAUCGAAUGCAGACUGGCCGGAGCAAAGACGAGAGUCGCGCCGCUAAAGUUUCUCUCCAUUCCGAAGUCCGAACUGCAAGCCGCCGUGAUAGGCGUGAGAUUAGCGGGAACCAUUGCCAAAUCGCUAUCCGUCAAAAUCAAUCAACGUUUCUUCUGUACUGACUCCAGAGAUGUCCUCUGCUGGCUCAACUCGGAUCACCGUCGGUAUAGCCAAUUCGUGGCCUUCCGUGUUAGCGAGAUCCUGGAAACGACGAACGUCAACGAAUGGCAGUGGGUGCCAACGAAGCUGAACGUGGCAGACGAGGAAACCAAAUGGACACGAGCUCCAGAUAUGACUGCCUCUAGUCGAUGGUUUUGCGGUCCCAAUUUUCUCUGGCAACCGAGGGAAGCAUGGCCUGUUUCCCCGCACUCAUUUGGAUCGACUAAAGAGGAGUUGCGGCCUCAUCUUCUACUUCAUACCAUGCCGUUGGACCCAGUGGUUCAGCCACAUGAUUUCUCGGAAUGGUCUUCUCUACUGCGCCGAAUGGCUUAUGUGACCCGUUUCGUGGACAACCUGAGGCAAGCUAAGAUGAAAAAACCAAGGCAGAGUGGCCCUCUGACUCGUGACGAGCUAAGAAAAGCGGAAAAUUACCUGUUUCGUCUUGCACAGCGCAGUGCGUAUCCCGAUGAGAUAGUAGUCCUGAAUGAACCAUUAUCAACCACCCAGCAACGCAAGUUUAUAAAAAACAACAGUUCGCUACGCAAGAUGCUUAUCGUGUCCAACGCACACAAGCAGUUUAACCACCAGAACCAUGAGACGAUCAUCAACGAGCUUCGCCAGCGAUUCCGCAGUCCACGUCUGAAGGCAACGUACCGUGCGAUCCGGAAGGAGUGCCAACAGUGUAAAAAUAACCAGGCUGCCCCGCAACCACCUGCGAUGGCCGAUCUACCACUCGCUCGCCUGGCUGCCUUUGCUCGACCAUUUACGUACAUGGGGAUAGACUAUUUUGGCCCAAUGACGGUAUCCGUUGGACGACGCACAGAGAAACGUUGGGGGGUACUGGCAACAUGUCUUACCAUUCGCGCCGUACACUUAGAACUCGCUCACACACUGACGACAGAUUCCUGUAUGAUGGCUAUACGCAACAUCUUUGCUAGAAGUGGAGUUCCGGCAGUGAUCUACAGCGACCGUGGCACAAACUUCCAGGGCGCCAGUAAGGAGCUACAGCUAGCGCUACAGGAACUCGACGACGACCGGCUGAUGCGGGAGUUCACUACGGCUCGAACGGAAUGGACUUUCAAUCCGCCUGCCUCUCCCCACAUGGGGGGAGCAUGGGAGCGUCUGGUUCAGUCCGUGAAACGGAACCUAACUGUGCUGCAAUCGAAUACUACGCCAACUCACGAGCGUCCCGCUGGAGGAUGA
Molecule: messenger RNA, 3921 nt
Organism: Topomyia yanbarensis
Lineage: Eukaryota; Metazoa; Arthropoda; Insecta; Diptera; Culicidae
Exons: 5
Coding region: 1-3921 (1306 amino acids)
Biological process (GO): DNA integration
Molecular function (GO): nucleic acid binding
Source: RefSeq, a predicted model, not a curated record